Molecule: messenger RNA, 1179 nt
Organism: Magallana angulata
Lineage: Eukaryota; Metazoa; Mollusca; Bivalvia; Ostreida; Ostreidae
Exons: 2
Coding region: 1-1179 (392 amino acids)
Source: RefSeq, a predicted model, not a curated record
AUGCCACGAGGAAAACCAAAAGGGAACAAGGACAAAGGAGCCACGUGCUCCGGCGCCGGCGGAGGUCCGUCAAGCCUGGACUCGAGGACGAGAAAGAGAAGAGCGGAGAGUCAACUAGAUUUCCAACAGCCUACCCUCAGUGCCAUACAGGUCACACAAGUGCCUCCGACUGCUGUCGAUGAGCACCAGCAGGCAGGGACUAGCACAGGGUUUGAAAACCUGACAACUAGUGCAAGCACAUGGCAAGGAAAGAUGGGGACUUACAACUGUGAAAAACUUAUGUCAGAAUUUGAUAAUAUUUGUACAGAGCUUAAUAUUCCAUUAGCAGAGGACAAAACUUUGGGUCCUGUUUCUGUGCUUACAUAUUUAGGGUUAGAAAUUGACACAGUCAAUAUGCUCAUAAAAAUUCCUAAACCAAAAGUAGAAAUUUUGAAACAGUAUGUGCAGGAAUUUUUGUCCAGGAAAUCAGUUUUAUUGAAAGAAUUGGAAUCAUUAGUAGGAAUGUUCAAUUUUUUUGGCAAAGCAAUCAGGUCAAGUAGGGCAUUUAAUCGCAGAUUCUAUGAUGCAAUGAGUGGGGCCUCUGAGGCUCAUCAUCAUAUUAGGUUAUUGUCAGAGUUGAAGGAUGAUUUACACAUGUGGGCUAUAUUUUUGGAGAAAUUUAAUGGCAUUUCAUAUUUUCCAUCCAGAGAAUGGAUCAGCUCGGAUGUUUUAGAAUUGUUUACAGAUAGUACAGGUAAUGCAGAGCUUGGAUGUGGUGCAUAUUUUCAAGGGAGAUGGGCAUUCUUUGAAUGGGCACCAAAAUGGCAUUCAUCUGACAUAAUUAGGGAUAUGACAUUCCUGGAACUAGUUCCCUUGGUUUUAGCUAUUAGGUUAUGGGGUCAGGAUUUGGAAUGCAAAAAAGAUUUGUUUUUCAUAGACAAUAGUGCAUUAGUAAGCAUUGUUAACAAACAAACUUCCAAGUCUAAGAGGGUAAUGAAGUUAGUGAGGGAACUUGUUCUUAUGCUUAUGCAGUACAAUUGUAUUUUCAAAGCUAAACAUAUAGAAAGUAGCAAUAAUUGUAUCGCUGAUUCUAUUUCACGCAAUCAAUGGGGAAAAUUCAGACAGUUAGCACCAGAGGCAAAGGAGCAGGCAGAGCCAAUUCCACAAGAUUUUCUGCAGAUGAUUUACAGUUUCAAGUAG